Pseudogymnoascus verrucosus is the source of this 496-nucleotide messenger RNA. RefSeq lists its product as uncharacterized. Gene Ontology annotation, biological process: response to oxidative stress; mitochondrial respiratory chain complex I assembly. NCBI's taxonomy places the organism in Eukaryota, Fungi, Ascomycota, Leotiomycetes, Thelebolales, Thelebolaceae. The transcript has 4 exons. Gene Ontology annotation, cellular component: membrane. Bases 55 to 465 code for a protein of 136 amino acids. The record is from RefSeq and is a predicted model, not a curated record.
CGUCAAAGACGCGGAAGAAGGUGUAUUGAACAGUGCCAUUGCGACAACGUCAAUAUGUCUACCGUGCUCAGAACACUGCGGAACCUCCGCCGAGCUGGAAUUAAGGAUGCCCUUCAUCAGAUGCAGCACAUCGGUGACACCAAGGCCGGAACCCUAAUCGGCAUCGACAACUUCGGCAACAAAUUCUUCGAGAACAUGGAGGAAGAGCUCCCCCUCCGCACCCGCUGGGUCGACUACAAGCAAUACGAAUGGGAUCCUUCCCAAAUCGAGCCCGGAUGGCACGCCUGGAUCUCCUACGCGGUCGACAAGCCACCGACCCAGGACAAGAUCCUGCAGACGAUGCAGCGCCCCUGGGAGCUGCGCGAGCACCGCAUGAACCCCACCCAGUCGAGGGGCGCGUAUAAGCCGUAUAACACUGUGGUGCCGAAGAUAUCGGCGUGGGAGCCUAAGGUUGUUGCGCGCUAGAUUGGAGGGGAAGAAGGAGGAGGAGAGGGGG